UGGCCAGGAUGACACUAGCCGAGAAAGCAGAGCAGCUCAUCACAGGACGCCCCAACUCCCUCGUGCCCGGCCGCACCCUCGAGCGCCUGCUAGCCGUCCAGGCCGGGACGUCGACCCAGCUGUUCCUGCUCAACAUGGCUAUGCACUACGGCCAGGGAGCCGCGGCCGGCGGGAUCAGGGCCGUCAUGAGCUGGAACGGCAUCCGCGGUCCCUUUGCCGACUUCAUCUUCAUCGGCGUUCGUCUCUUGAUCGACCAGACGUUGGAGAAUGGGACGGGCGUCGGUGCAUUGCCUUGGUCGGUUGUCCUCGUCCUCGUCCUCGGUUGUCCCCCGGGCCUCCCUUCGUCUCUUUGCUGACGUUUCCUUGCAGGACCUGGCCGGUCGGAGAACAAACCAUUGACAUUCUCCACAAGACCGUGUUUGCCGUCACAACGGGAUAUUUCGUGGACAG
This is a messenger RNA of Sodiomyces alkalinus F11, 450 nucleotides long. RefSeq lists its product as hypothetical. The record is from RefSeq and is a predicted model, not a curated record. The coding region runs from base 9 to 356 and encodes 115 amino acids. The transcript has a single exon. NCBI's taxonomy places the organism in Eukaryota, Fungi, Ascomycota, Sordariomycetes, Glomerellales, Plectosphaerellaceae.